AUGUGGGAUACGGAGUGGGAUCUGCAGCAGAAGAAGAUCAGAUAGCAGAUAUAUCAAGAAAGUGUGAGACUCCCGACUGCCCGUGACUCUAAAAUAAACUGUGAGGGAUUGAUUUUUGAUUGGAUUGGACCCUUUAGGCCAUGGGAGCCCUACAGACGUUGAAUUGGGGAUAGCUGUGAUCAAGUCGCUGUGCUGUUUUGAGGUCAUGAUUAUGGCUUCAGUGCUUAACUAAAGUAUUUUUUGUGUUUCUGUUCAUCUGGAUAUCAGUCGAGUAGUAACUUUGGAGGACUUGACAGUAGGAGGGAUUGUAAUGCUUUGCUUAUUGAGUGGAGAAAGAGACACGUUAAAACUAGGAGGCACAGACAUGAUGCUACUCUUCGACCGUUUACUUUUCUGCCUCGGGAGGAUUGAGUGGUUCUACCCAUAACAGAAGAGAAGAUUUGAAGGAAGCCUGAGGAGAAACAUGCAGCAGUUUGGCUAAAAGACAGGGAGAUCUGGAAGAAAAAGAAAGUUGGAAAUCAACAUUUAUUGGAAACGUUUGCACACAAGGAAACGACUUUUGUGCCUCACCUCUCAAUUCCAGUCUGUUUUGGACCGAGCCGCGUACUUCCUGUGAGCCUGGUCAGUUUUGUAUGAUCAAGGCUGAUAGUGAGAACGUGGCUGAGCCCCACUGAGGCAUGAGUGUGGGAAGGGCCCACCACCACAGUUUUGUGUCCUGUGAAGAAGGCCUGAGACUGAGUACAAUGCCUGCUGUGGGCAGCUUCGGCAAUGGCAAGAUUCACACGAGACGCAAGUACCACAGCCGCUUUGUCAGCAAGGCUGGCCAAUGCAACAUCCAUUUCUCAAACAUGGAUGAGAAGUCACAGCGGUACAUAUCGGACAUUUUCACAACGUGUGUAGAUGUCCGCUGGCGAUACAUGUUCCUGCUAUUCGGACUGGUGUUUGUGGUGUCCUGGCUAACAUUUGGCUUGGCAUACUGGAUCAUCGCCCUCCUACACGGUGACAUGGACCAUUCCGAAGGGGACGACAGCUUUGUUCCUUGUGUCACGCAGGUUAACACCUUUGUGGCAGCUUUCCUGUUCUCUGUUGAGACCCAGACAACCAUUGGGUAUGGUGCUCGUUGUGUGACAGAGGAAUGCCCGGUUGCUGUCUUCAUGGUGGUCUUUCAGUCCAUCAUGGGCUGCAUCAUCGAUGCAUUCAUGAUUGGUGCCAUCAUGGCCAAGAUGGCAAGGCCCAAAAAGCGUGCAGAGACUCUACUGUUCAGCCACAACGCAGUCAUCGCUUUGCGUGAUGGGAAACUGUGCCUCAUGUUUAGGGUUGCUAAUCUGAGGAAGAGCCACAUUGUGGAAGCUCAUGUGCGAGCCCAGCUCGUCAAGCCCCGUUACACAGAGGAAGGCGAAUACAUCCCCUUGGAUCAGCUUGACAUGAAUGUCGGUUACGAUAAUGGCACAGACCGCCUGUUUCUGGUUGCACCCCUCACGGUCAUACAUGAGAUUGAUGAAGAAAGUCCACUGUUUGGCAUCAGUAAGCAGGAUCUCGAAACAUCUGACUUUGAGAUAGUAAUUAUACUUGAAGGGUUGGUGGAAGCCACAGCCAUGACGACGCAGGCACGCAGCUCUUACCUGCCCUCGGAGAUCCUGUGGGGUCACCGCUUUGAGCCCGUCAUCUUUGAGGAGAAGAGCCAGUACAGGAUAGAUUAUGCCUACUUUCACAAAACAUUCGAAGUACCAUCCACCCCCAGGUGCAGUGCCAAGGACAUGGAGGAGAGAAAAUUCCCAACAUCUGCCGCCAACUCCUUUUGCUAUGAGAACGAGCUGGCCUUCAUCAGCAAGGAUGAGGAGGGAGAUGUGGAGAAAGAGGAAGACAGGAAGUGUUCAUCAGAGCGAGUGAACGAGCAGACCACACCUGGACGUGAUCAGAAGUCAUCCCGUAGAGAAUCAGAGAUUUAACUUUUGGCUGUUGCUUGUUUUUAGUUUUUUGAUGCAGAGCAAUGCAAGCGUUGUGUGAAAAGCCCUAUGACUGUCCCUCUACUGAUAUGAGGAUACCAGGAAAGAUGGAGAAACAGCAGUACUGAUCUCCAUCAGACAAGCAAGGAUGAAACUCACAUUUCUCAUUGGAUUAACUCUUCUGCUUCCCUGAGAUGGUUACGGAACUUUAUUAAAUGCAAAAAAACUAAACUGUCAUGUUUCAAUGUGCAGUUGAUCGUAAUAAAGUGCAUGACAAUA
Messenger RNA from Cottoperca gobio, 2225 nucleotides. RefSeq names its product potassium inwardly rectifying channel subfamily J member 12b (gene kcnj12b). Gene Ontology annotation, biological process: regulation of monoatomic ion transmembrane transport; potassium ion import across plasma membrane. Gene Ontology annotation, molecular function: inward rectifier potassium channel activity. The transcript is spliced from 2 exons. Gene Ontology annotation, cellular component: plasma membrane. NCBI's taxonomy places the organism in Eukaryota, Metazoa, Chordata, Actinopteri, Perciformes, Bovichtidae. Bases 678 to 1949 code for a protein of 423 amino acids. The record is from RefSeq and is a predicted model, not a curated record.